This is a messenger RNA of Apis mellifera (honey bee), 3278 nucleotides long. RefSeq names its product nucleolar protein 14 homolog. The coding region runs from base 156 to 2864 and encodes 902 amino acids. Lineage: Eukaryota; Metazoa; Arthropoda; Insecta; Hymenoptera; Apidae. Gene Ontology annotation, biological process: maturation of SSU-rRNA. Gene Ontology annotation, cellular component: nucleolus; small-subunit processome; Noc4p-Nop14p complex. The record is from RefSeq and is a predicted model, not a curated record. The transcript is spliced from 5 exons.
AAAAUAGAAUUAAUUGUUGUCCGUAUUCUAAAGUGAGUUAUAUCGCGAGAUAUAAUUAUAAUAUAUAUAAAUUAAUUUUUAAAAUUAAAAUCAAUGUAUGUUAAAAUAUUUUAUUCUCAAGAAUUUUUUAUUCUCAAUUUAUUUUAAUAAUAAAAAUGGCUAAAGCGAAAAAAAAAUUAUUAUCAGAAAUUUCCCAACAAAAACGCGAUCGGCGAAACGAAAAAUCUUUAAAUCCAUUUGAAGUGCAUAUAAAUAAGAUUAAACAAAAUGUAUUAGGUAAAAAAGAUAAAACGGAUAAAGGGCUUCCGGGUGUAUCACGUGCAAAAGCAAUUAAAAAACGGAAAGAAACACUUCUUCAAGAAUACAAACUAAAAAAUAAAAGUAAUUUAUUUUUGGAUAAACGUAUAGGUGAAAAGAAUUUAUUUAUGAAUGAAGAAGAAAAAGCUUUGGCUAGAUUUGCAGCGGAACGUAUGAAAGCUCAUAAAAAACAGAGUAUUUAUAAUUUAAAUGAUGAAGAAAUAUUAACACAUAAAGGUCAAACUUUAGAAGAAAUUGAAAAAUUUGAUGAUCCAAGAAGUGAUGAUGAAUAUAGCGAUGAUGAAAAUAGAACUGGUAAAUUAGAUAAUAAGUUUGUUAGUGAAGCUCACUUUGGUGGUGGAAUUUUAUCAAAAUCAGAAUCUGGAAAAUCUAGAAAAGAUAUUAUAGAUGAACUUAUAGCGGAAUCAAAAAAACGUAAAGCUGAGAAACAAAAGAUUCGUGAACAAACCAUAGAUUUAACAGAAAAACUUGAUUCUGAAUGGAGAGAUCUUCUUCCGAUAAUGUCGGCGACUAAUAAAGAUAUUGAGGAAGAAACUAUAAAGAUGAAGGUUGAUGAUUAUGAUAUUGCUGUACGUGAAUUGAAGUUUGAGGCUAAGGGUAUGCCAUCGGAUAAAUUAAAAUCUGAAGAGGAUACAAUAAAAGAAGAGAAAGAAAAAUUAGAGGCUUUAGAAGCAGAUCGAUUGGCAAGAAUGAAAGGACUUAUAAAUAAUACAAAUAAUGAGAUUAAGCACAAAUCUGCGGAUGAUCUUGACGAUGGUUUUAUGUUAGAAACUAUAAAUGAUGAAGCUUCGGAUAAUGAAAAAAAUUCAAUUAAAAGUAUGCAACAAUUUUUAAAUAAUGAAGAUACUAAUGAUAUUGAAAAUGAUAAUAAUGAUAAUGAUGAUAAUGAUAAUUUUAGCGAAGACAAUUUAAUUAUUAAUAAUGAUGAAAAAAAUAUAUAUACAGAUACAAAUGAUGAAUUGAAUAUUAUUAAAAUGAGUGGAGAUAUAAAGGAAAGAAAAAAAAUAAAAAAUUUUACCGAAAGCAAAUUAAAUAAAAAUUUCAAUGAAGAAGUUUCAGAAAAUUCUGAAGAAGAUAAUUUGUCGGAUUUAAAAGAAUCGGAAUACUCCAGUGAAGAUGAAAAAAAUGAUAAAAAUGAUAAAAAGUCAAAGGCUAAUUUAAAUGUUCUUGAAUUAAAUAGCAACAUCAAAAUACAAGAAAUUAGAGAUGAUCUUUUAAAAAGAAAAGAAAUCAUGGAAAAUGCAAGGAAAGAAUUACCUUAUGUUUAUAAAUCACCAGAAAAUUUUGAAGAAUUACAAGAAUUUUUACAAAAUCGUAAUGCUGAUUAUCAAUCAAUUAUCAUAGAUCGUAUAAUAAAAUGCAAUCAUUGGUCGUUAAAUAGUAUAAAUAAAGAAAAAUUAUCAAAUUUAUUUUUGUUUAUACUACAGCAUUUAAAUAAUCAUGCUAUGGAAGAUGAUGUUGAAAGUGUGGUCAAAUGUUUUCAAAUUGUUGAUAGAUUAUCUCCCUUUUUGUAUGAUCUUGCGCAUUUAAAUCCGGAAAAUACUAAAUUUGUCGUACAAGCGAUAAUUAAGGAAAAGCAUAAGGAAUUUGAAAAAAAUAAAAAAAAAUAUCCAUAUCUAGAUACGCUUAUUUUUUUUAAAUUGGUUUCCUUGAUAUUUCCAACAUCUGAUUUCAGACAUCCUAUUACUACUCCCUGUUUAAUAUUUAUGUCUCAAAUAUUAUUUAGAUGUCAAGUUAAAAAUAAAGUAGAUAUUUCAAAAGGUCUUUUAAUAUGUACUCUUAUAUUAGAGUAUACUGUAUUAAGCAAACGAUUUCCACCAUCUGUGAUAAAUUUUCUACGUGGUAUAAUUUAUAUAUCUACGCCUAAAUGCUUAAUUCAAGGAAUAAAAAUGAUACCACCUUUUAAAAAGACAGGAGAAUUAAGUAAUUUAUUAAUACUUGAUGAAGAUCAAACUAAUUUAGAUAUUGAUCCAAUUAAUAUGCUUAUGAAAGCAUCUGAUUUGGUAGAUGGACCUUUGGAUGAUAAUUUUAAAAUAAGAGCUUUAUUGACGGCUAUAAAUCUAUUAUGUGAAUUUAAAAAUCAUUUUGAAAAAUUAGAAACUGUAUAUUCAAUAUUUGAACCAAUUUUAAAAUUACUCGAAGCAAAUUUUUUUGAUAAGUAUCCAUUUAAAGUCAAGAAAUGUGUUGAGCGAUUACGAAAAGAAUUAAAAGAAUUGAAGAAUAAAAAAUUAGAAUAUCUUGUUGUUGAAAAAAAGAAACCAAAACCAUUAAGAUUGUACGAACCGCGAAUCGAAACGAUAUAUGAUAGUAAAAAACAUAAGACUAUGUCUAAAGAGAAAGCCGAAAAAGAAAAAUUAUUGCACAAAUACAAAAAAGAAAUGAAAGGUGCUAUCCGUGAAAUACGAAGGGAUCGAAUGUUCUUGGCAAAAUUGCGAAUAAAGCAACAAAUUAAAAAUGAUGAAGAACGUAAACGUAAAGUGAAAGAAAUCUUCGGCGAAGCUGCGAUGCAACAAAGUGAAUUAAAAAAAUUGAAACGAAAAAAAUAAUAUUACUCUAGGAUGUAUAUUAAUUUUUUUUGUUAUAUUUUUAUUUAAAUGAUUUCACGCAUGGUAAAGUUAAAUGGAAUGAUAUUGUUCACAAUGACACUUCAAUCUUUAUAUUUUUCAUAAUGAUAUUGCGCAAUGUGCAUUGUUAGAAAUAUAGAAUUAUCGCGCGAUAAAAUAUGACAAUAGGAUCACAAUUAUGUUACGAAACUUUGCAUAGUAUGUAUAUAUUACGUCUAUAAUAUGCAAUCGCUAUAUUAGCGUGUUUUUUAUAAUUUCAAUAUUUUUCUAAAUGUUUAUAAAAUAUAAACAUUUUUAUAUAAAAAUUCUUUAAUAUAUUUUCUUCAUUUCUAAUAAAAUAAUAGUUGUAUUGUAUGAAUUGCUAUCAUUUUAGAAUAAAAUGUACAUAAACAAUGA